Salvia miltiorrhiza (redroot sage) is the source of this 801-nucleotide messenger RNA. RefSeq names its product proline-rich receptor-like protein kinase PERK1. The record is from RefSeq and is a predicted model, not a curated record. The transcript is spliced from 3 exons. Lineage: Eukaryota; Viridiplantae; Streptophyta; Magnoliopsida; Lamiales; Lamiaceae. The coding region runs from base 1 to 801 and encodes 266 amino acids.
AUGCUUUGGCAAGGCAACUGGGUGACCCAGAUCAUCCUCAAGAGAACCAGUCACAUUCAGGUCUACUGGCCAGAGCAGCUGAAGGUGACUGGUCAUUUCCGUCUCUUCAAGCAGGUGAAGGGAGGCUCCAAAACCUCCAUGUCGACAAAAUUGAAGGGAGUCUCUGAACCUUCUUCAUUAGAGACUGAAACUCCAGUGUCUCCAACUGAAGUUUCUAAGCCUUCUUCCAGGCCUAAGCCUUCUGCCAUCUAUUCUGAAAUGCCUUCCGAUAUUCCUCUUCGCCCCCACUCCACUCCCAAAAAGACCACCACCAAGCCCAAAUCAAAGACAAAAACCAAAUCUGGCAGGAUAUCAAUCCGGGCUGCACCCUUAGAAACUGGUGCUUCUGCAGCCCCUGCUCCUCAGAAACCACUUCCGACUGAAGCUAUAAAACCUCUUGAAGAAGUUCCACGUACUGAAUCCAGAGAAAAGACUCCUGUAUCAGAAAAGAUGACAUCUGCUGAACCAAAUCCUCCAGAAGGUCAAAUUGUCGACCUAACUGAUGAACAAGCUCCAUCGCCACCACCUGAAGAUUUAGUUGCUGAUGCAAUUAAAGUGGAUGUCAACACUGGACAAAUUGCUGCUAAGGGGUUCAUUCCCAAUAUUCGAGAUUUUCCCGCUGAAGAUGUGCAGAUCACCUCAGCCGGACAAGCCACGAAAACCAAAACUUCUGAAGCCACGUUUGUUGGUGCUUCAACUCAAGAAGUUCUUCCACAAAAAGAACUGUUACUGCUCUUCCGAAAGCUACUCAUCCUCCAAUAG